CAUGUUCUGAAUUGUUCCCUUGCUGUUUAAACGCCGUGAAGUUAUCCAGUCUGACAAGUUUGUUUUCAGUGAAAGGAAACAUAAUUUUGCACGACAUCGUUCCUCUGGUAUUUCUUAGUUGAUUACCUCUAGUGUUAAAACACAUCAUAGAAAAUGGCAGGGUUCUGGAUUCUGCUCUUGGCUGCUCAUAUUUUGAGCUCCUGUGAUGGUGUUCUUUCCUCUAAUACAUAUUAUGUAGAACGGCUUUAUGGUGAACAGCUGAGUAUAAAGCUGGCAUUAGGGGCUGAGAAAUUGGAGUUUACCUCUGUGGAUGAAACAGAGAAGCUUGUCCUUUGGUCCAGAUUUUCCCAAACUAAAAAGGGAGUAGUAAAAGGAAAAGAACAUGACAGAACAUUUAACAUUCAAUCUGUCACAUAUGCAGAUCAAGGGACCUACACUGUGCUGAACAUCUGGAACUCGAAGAUUUCCAUCUAUUUAUUAAAAGUUGCCACUAAAACAAGCUCUGAGAAAUGUGUGGCAGGAGAAACAUUUAAAAUUCCACUGGGUAGUCUUUCGAAGAAUGAUGCUACAUUACAUUUUUUAAGAGAAGAUUUCAACCUCACUCUGGUGGACCAUGGAUUGCCUGUGGGCAACUUGCAUACUGACUACAUGGGACGUGUGCAGGUGACCAGCAACAGCAUAGAGGUGCUCAAUGUCAAUAUCUCAGAUGUGGGGAACUACACACUCAGAGACCAUCUAAAUCGCAAACUCAGGAUAAUCUCUCUGACCUUGGUUGAUCACCAUUCAAGGAUCAGUGCCUCACCACUGGCAGCUGUGCUGCUGUUGCUUGGCAUACCUCCCUGUAUUUACUGUUGCUGCUGCCAUAGAAAAAAUAUUUGUAAAAAGGACAGCCAUUCCACCACUACUGCUGCCCCCACCUCUACCGUAAAGUUCGACAAUUCAAUUAAUCCACCUGAACCUCCACCAGCUUAUGUCGGUCCUUCAAUUCCUACAGACCCAGUACCGGCAUAUACUCCUAGUUACCCUGGUGUAGGUGGAAGUAUUGUUCAUCCUCCUCCUAAUCCAACACUUCCUCCUCAACCACCCUACAGUGAAUAUGCACCACCUGCUAUGCCCUCUAACUCUGACUUUGGCAUCCCUUCAGCGCAGCCUCCUCAAUAUGGCGGUGUACCAUACAAUCAACCUGCUCCGGCUGGUUUUGUUCCAAUGGUGUGUAAUGCUCCUGCAACUUCAGUGACUCCACUACUCUCACUGCCACAGCUUGAGGCACAGAAUCCAGCCCAGUACACUGGCAAAGAUGUCCUUGACACCUCUGAUGCCGCCAUCCAAUUUAACAUGAAGUGAAAAGACUCCUUCCUGUAGUCCCGUCUCCUUCCUGUAGUUUCUCUUGCCUAUUGUCUUUUACUUUAAACAAAGAGUAUUAUGGCUACAUAGAUUAAAUACCAGCCUAUAACUUGCAGUGAAAUAUGGAAAUGUCUUUUCAAGCAACCGGAUGUAAAAUUUUGAAAUUGUACAUUUUAAUGAUGCUGUAAAUAUUUACUUAAAGUGUUAAAAUUUGACUUUUUUGUCAAAUAAGUUUUAUUGAAAGAUGAUGGAUUGCAAUCUUACAAAUGUUGUCUCCACUACAUAUACAAAGAACAUGAUCAAAACCAAAAAGGAAAGGAAAACAAAAAGAGGAAAAAAAAAAUUAUUCCAAAAACAAACCCAUUCCAAAAACAUUCCUUACAAGACCUGUAUACAUUACAUUAUAAAGUAUGCUGAACAAAAAUAUUAAAACAUCAUGUUAAGAAAUA
Molecule: messenger RNA, 1793 nt
Organism: Silurus meridionalis
Lineage: Eukaryota; Metazoa; Chordata; Actinopteri; Siluriformes; Siluridae
Exons: 9
Coding region: 154-1344 (396 amino acids)
Source: RefSeq, a predicted model, not a curated record